Amborella trichopoda is the source of this 1351-nucleotide messenger RNA. RefSeq names its product exopolygalacturonase. Gene Ontology annotation, biological process: carbohydrate metabolic process. The record is from RefSeq and is a predicted model, not a curated record. NCBI's taxonomy places the organism in Eukaryota, Viridiplantae, Streptophyta, Magnoliopsida, Amborellales, Amborellaceae. Gene Ontology annotation, molecular function: polygalacturonase activity.
AUGUCAUGUGUUGCUGUGGAGGCUUCCUCACUUGGAGUGUUCAAUGUGAUGCAAUUUGGUGCCAUUGCUGAUGGCACCAAGGACAACACAGAGGCUUUCGGGGCGGCCUGGAAGGCGGCAUGUGAGUGGAAAGGGCCAUCAAGCCUUGUGAUCCCGGAGGGAACAUUUCUCGUUGGUCCAGUCCUGUUCAAGGGUCCGUGCCCCAAUGCCUCUCCUGUGGUGGUGCAAGUGAAGGGCAAAGUGAAGGCCUCCACAGAUAUGAGCAAAUACCCUUCCGAUGACUGGAUCGUGUUCCAGUAUGUAGAUGGCCUCCUGCUAACUGGGGGAGGGACGUUCGAUGGCCAGGGAGCAUCUGCCUGGAGCCUCAACCAGUGUCCUAAGAAGGCCCACUGCAAACUCCUCCCUACGUCAUUGAAAUUCAGUUUUAUUACAAAUGGGGCUAUAAGGGGCAUAAAUUCUGUGGAUAGCAAGCUCUUUCACAUGCUAUUGUUUGGCUGCAAGAACAUGGAGGUCCAAUCCAUCAAGAUCUCAGCACCAGCUGACAGCCCCAACACUGACGGCAUUCAUAUUGGAUCCUCGUCGAACAUCACGAUCUCGCGAUCUCAAAUUGGAACAGGCGAUGAUUGUAUCUCCCUUGGUCCUGGUAGCACCCAAGUAACCGUUGACAAUGUGUUUUGUGGACCAGGACAUGGAAUUAGUGUUGGUAGCUUGGGCAAGCGCCCCAACGAGGGCGAUGUGGAAGGGCUUCACGUGAAGAACUGCACCAUCUCAGACACCACCAAUGGUUUGAGGAUCAAGACUUGGGAAGAUUCAGAUAGCAGUUCUGCUUCCAAUUUCACAUAUGAGGAUAUAGUGAUGAACAAUGUGGCCAACCCCAUCAUAAUAGAUCAAGAAUACUGCCCUUAUGCGUCUUGCUCACAUAAGGGUCCCUCACGAGUGAAGAUAAACAAUAUAAGUUUCAAGAACAUUAGAGGAACCUCGACUUCAAAAGUUGCAGUGAAUCUCUUAUGCAGCAGGGCAUUCCCAUGUGAAAAUGUUAAGCUCGAUGACAUCAAAUUGAAGUACAAUGACCAAGGGGAAGAUUCAACUGCUUCGUGUACCAAUGUGAAUGGAGUCUCUGCUGGAGUACAAAUUCCACCAACUUGCCUCUAGGAUCUUCUCUCUCUCCUUCUUGGAGUACAAAUACCACCAACUUGCCCCACCAUGCCCUUAGGAUCCAUCCUCUCUCUCAAUAAGAACUAUCCAUUAUCUUUAUGAACUUGAUGUCCCUCCUCAUGUGGGGUGUUGGCAUGUGCACCAUUGUAAUGUAUAUGUUUAUGUGGAAGUGAAACAUAUAAUUAAUUCAUGGUAA